CUCUGCCCAGAUUUGCUUAUGUCACUGUCGCCCCGGGCCGGGGAAGGGGGAGCUGAGGGCAAGUCGCGCCCGCCCCUGAAAUCCCAGCCGCCUAGCGAUUGGCUGCAAGGGCCCCGGCUUGGCCGCGGAUUGGUCACACCCGAGGGCUUGAAAGGUGGCUGGGAGCGCCGGACACCUCAGACGGACGGUGGCCAGGGAUCAGGCAGCGACUCAGGCGCCCCUGAGUGUGCCCCCAGCCCGCCAUGGCCCGGCUGCUGCAGGCGUCCUGCCUGCUCUCCCUGCUCCUGGCCGGCUUCCUCCCGCAGAGCCGGGGACAAGAUAAGUCGAAGAUGGACUGCCAUGGUGGCGUGAGCGGCACCAUUUACGAGUACGGAGCCCUCACCAUUGAUGGGGAGGAGUACAUCCCCUUCAAGCAGUACAUUGGCAAAUACGUCCUCUUUGUCAACGUGGCCAGCUACUGAGGCCUGACGGGCCAAUACAUUGAACUGAAUGCACUACAAGAAGAGCUUGCACCAUUUGGUCUGGUCCUUCUCGGCUUUCCCUGCAACCAAUUUGGAAAACAGGAACCAGGCGAGAACUCAGAGAUCCUUCCCAGCCUCAAGUAUGUCCGACCAGGUGGAGGCUUUGUCCCUAAUUUCCAGCUCUUUGAGAAAGGGGAUGUGAAUGGAGAGAAAGAGCAGAAAUUCUACACUUUCCUAAAGAACUCCUGUCCUCCCACCUCGGAGCUCCUGGGUACAUCUGACCGCCUCUUCUGGGAACCCAUGAAGGUCCACGACAUCCGCUGGAACUUUGAGAAAUUCCUGGUGGGGCCAGAUGGUAUACCUGUCAUGCGCUGGCACCACCGGACCACGAUCAGCAACGUCAAGAUGGACAUCCUGUCCUACAUGAGGCGGCAGGCAGCCCUGGGGGUCAAGAGGAAGUAACUGAAGGCUGUCUCAUCCCAUGUCCACCAUGUAGGGGAGGGACUUUGUUCAGGAAGGAAUCCGUGUCUCCAACCACACUAUCUACCCACCACAGACCCCUUUCCUAUCACUCAAGGCCCCAGCCUGGCACAAAUGGAUGCAUACAGUUCUGUGUCUGUACUGCCAGGCAUGUGAGUGUGGGUGCAUGUGGGUGUUUACACACAGGCCUACAGGUGUGCGUGACUGUGUGUAUGGGUGUACAGCCACGUGUCUACCUAUGUGUCUUUCUGGGAAUGUGUGCCAUCUGUGUGCCUGCAGCUGUGUAAUGCUGGAGAAUAACCACCUUUCUCUCCAGUUCUCCAUUCCAAUGAUGAUAGUUCACUUACACCUAAACCCAAAGGAAAAACCAGCUCGAGGUCCAAUUGUUCUGCUGUAAUCGAUACCUCAACCUUGGGGCCAGCAUCUCCCACUGCCUCCAAAUAUUAGUAACUACCACUGACGUCCCCAGAAGUUUCUGGGUCUACCACACUGCCCAAUCCCCAACUCCUCCUUCCUGAAGGGCCCUCCCAAGGCUACAUCCCCAGCCCACAGUUCUCCCUGAGAGAGAUCAACCUCCCUGAGAUCAGCCAAGACAGAUGUGAGAGCAAGGGCCACGUACCCCAUGUCAGGGGUGGCGUCUUCAUGAGGGAGGGGCCCAAAGCCCUUGUGGGCGGACCUCCCCUGAGCCUGUCUGAGGGGCCAGCUCUUAGUGCAUUCAGGCUAAGGCCCCUGGGCAGGGAUGCCACCCCUGCUGCUUCAGAGGAUGUGCCCUCUCCCCUCACUGGUCCAUUGGCAUGAGACUCACCCCCUGUCUGCCCAGUAAAAGCCUUUCUGCAGCAGCUGA
Molecule: messenger RNA, 1785 nt
Organism: Macaca mulatta (Rhesus monkey)
Lineage: Eukaryota; Metazoa; Chordata; Mammalia; Primates; Cercopithecidae
Gene: GPX3
Product: glutathione peroxidase 3
Biological process (GO): hydrogen peroxide catabolic process; response to oxidative stress
Molecular function (GO): glutathione peroxidase activity; selenium binding
Source: RefSeq, marked reviewed